AAUAGGAUUGCUUUUUACUUUCUUCUUUGGGUUGUUCAUUGCAAAUAUAUAAAAACGUGAUUGUUUUCCACACAGUCAUGCAUUGCUUAAUGACGGCAGUUCUGAGAAAUGCAUUGUUAGUCAACUUUGUAGUUGUGCGAACGGAACAUCCAGUGCAGUCACACUAGCCUAGAUGGUAUAGCCUGCCACACGCCUUGAUUUUAUAGUGGAGCCUGUUUUUACUGUGCCAAAUCCUGUGGACAAUGGCAGUGACCACCUUGGAGGAUCCUGAUGGGCACAGUAGUUGGGGGAGCCAGGCUGGCCACCGCCUUGGAGAUGAAAGUCUUGAGCCAGGACCAGCGGACAGAGUUGUACAUGUGGCCGUGAACCACACUGCCCUGUUGCCCCGGGUGCCCUGCCCUAGGAACAUGAUAACAGCCCAGAACGGUCACAGGCGAGGUGCCACACCCACCUGUUCAGUGUCUGAUGCAAAAGACACCAAGAUGGUGACUUCUCCUGUCUGGCAGAAUGGCAGCUGUCGCAGCAGCCCCGGCAGAGACACAGAGGUUCAGGAAUCCCGAGUCAGCCCUUCCAAGCUCGUGCGCCUCUUCUCUGUGAGUCGGAAGAGGACGAGCACCCACCCUGACAGGCCCCAGUCCGUGGUCCUGGUGGGCCAUUCCUCAACAUGGAACACCCUUGCCUCCUUCCGGAAGAUGGGAUCUUUCAAAAAAUUGAAGUCAUCAGUCCUCCAGGGAAUUCAGAACCGAGAGGGAUCAGGUGCCUCAAAGGAAGAUGCUUCAGAACAUGACCCAGGGAAACUCAUCCCAAAUGGCGCUGUGAUAGGCAUCCAGACAAACAAGUGUGCCUCCUCAGGACAGGCGAGUGACCCCCCCAGGGCAGGGGACGGGGGUGCUUCCGAUUGCUCUGACCCUGAGGAGACUGAUGAUGCUUUCCAGCGGAGCACUCACCGCUCCCGCAGCAUCCGCAGGGCCUACGGCCUGGGCCGCAUCAGCCUGGUGGACACCGACAAGCAGCAGGGCCGACCCCUGUCCUCCAUCAGCCAGGAGCCCGCCCUAUGUGAGAUCCUGGUGAAGGACCCCGAGUGUAACAGCAUCAUCUACAGGAAAAGCAAGAGCACAGACAACUUGAACUUUCUCAAGAAGAGCUCCUUCAAAAGGAAGUCUACCUCCAACCUCACGGACCUCAGGGUGGCGCAUGAAAGGCCAGUGCCCCAGAGGACCCUGAGCAGUUCUUCUGCAGACUCUGAAAAACUCAGUGGCUCAGAGAGAAGGACAAAACGCUGGAAGAGCCCGAUAAGGGCCAAGGACUUUGACAGAGUCUUACGACUUGUAAGCAAUGUGACAGAUGCCGCCUGGAAGAGGGAGAGUCCCAAGAGUGGGGCCCCAUCCCCCCGUGAAGCACACCCGAGACUCUGGCAGCACAGCAGGCUGCACGAUGACUACUCCCGCCGGGCGUCCAGCAGCUCUGAGCAGGACAGACGGCGGGGCAUGUCCCCAGCGCACAGCGCUGCUGCACGCUGUACCUCGGCCCCUGGCUUCAGCUCAGCCACUCCUCAGGGUCCCCACAUAGAUGUCAACACUGCAGUGUUUCCUCUCGAAGCCAAAAGCUCCCAGGCAUCAGAAAGUGAUGGUCCUUGUGCCAGCAGUUCCUCAUCAAGUUCACUUGCCCAGGACAUGUUGAGCAAAGACUCUGAUGAACCCAAUGCUGACAGCCAGUUUACAUUUGACCGGGAGCAGCCUCCUACCCCGCUAAGGCCCACCACGCCCAAGCCCCAGAGCCCAGGGGCAGGAAGUGCCAAAUGUCCCAGCAGUCACAGUGCACUGUCCCUCAGUUCCGUGGAGAGUGAAGAAAGGGCAGAGGUGCCUGCUCAGAGAGAGCCAGCACCUGUGUCCUUCCAGGAUUUGGUGCAAACCACACAUGGUGAUGAGGACAGUGGGGACCCUCAGCUGAGCCUCAGCCAGGUGGCCAGUCCAGAAGAAAAGAAGGAGGUUGUCACUGAUGAACCCGGGAGGCGAGGCUCGUCCCAGGAGGAGGAAAGGACGGAGGCACAGAGAAUCCCCAGGAGGAGAUGGGGCUCUGGGAGACGGCCACGGCCUCGGCCGUUCUCAGACUAUGGCCAGCUGGCCAGCCGCAGCUUGUCUAUACCUGAAGACUCAGUUGCCACAGACCCCCAGGAGGAGGACCAAGUGGACGGGGACCCCCAGGCAAGCAUGGCAGCUCAUGGGCCUGCAGACCAGAACGCUUCCUUGGGCUGCCCCAGAGGAGCGUGGAGAAGACGCCCCAUUUCCGUGAUAGGUGGGGUCAGCUUCUAUGGGAACAACCAGACAGCAGAAAUAGAGAAUCUUCUGACCCAACCAGCAGUCAGGCCGCCCGUGCCCGCUCACCAGGUGCCGCCCUACAAGGCCGUGUCGGCCCGGUUCCGGCCCUUCACUUUUUCCCAGAGCACCCCCAUCGGGCUAGACCGCGUGGGACGCUGGCGGCAGAUGAGAGCAUCCAACAUUUCUUCAGAUGGAGUUACUGAGUCCUCUGCCUUAGUCGACGACAAUGGUAGUGAGGAGGACUUCAGCUAUGAAGACCUCUGCCAGGCCAACCCUCGGUACCUGCAGCCGGGUGGAGAACAGCUGGCCAUUAACGAGCUGAUCUGCGAUGGCAAUGUGGUCUGCGCAGAAGCCCUGUGGGACCAUGUGACCAUGGAUGACCAGGAACUGGGCUUCAAGGCCGGUGAUGUCAUUCAGGUUCUGGAAGCCUCUAAUAAGGACUGGUGGUGGGGCCGGAAUGAGGACAAGGAAGCCUGGUUCCCUGCGAGCUUUGUCAGAUUGCGAGUUAAUCAGGAAGAGCUGUCGGAGAACUCCAGCGGCACCCACGGUGAGGAGCCAGACGAGGAUGCCAGCCACGUCCACCACAGGCACUCUGAGAAUAAGCACCAGAUGAGGACGAACGUCAUCCAGGAGAUCAUGAACACUGAGCGGGUCUACAUCAAACACCUCAAGGACAUCUGUGAGGGCUAUAUCCGACAGUGCCGCAAGCACACGGGAAUGUUCACUGUUGCACAACUAGCCACUAUUUUUGGAAACAUUGAAGAUAUUUACAAAUUCCAAAGAAAGUUUCUGAAAGACCUUGAGAAACAGUACAACAAAGAGGAACCUCACUUAAGUGAAAUAGGAUCUUGCUUUCUUCAGCACCAAGAGGGCUUUGCCAUCUACUCGGAGUACUGCAACAACCACCCCGGCGCCUGCCUGGAGCUCUCGCAGCUCAUGAAGCAGGGCAAGUACCGGCACUUCUUUGAGGCCUGCCGCCUGCUGCAGCAGAUGAUCGACAUCGCCAUCGACGGCUUCUUGCUCACACCAGUACAGAAGAUCUGCAAGUACCCGCUGCAGCUGGCCGAGCUGCUCAAGUACACCACGCAGGAGCACAGUGAUUACAGCAACAUAAAGGCAGCAUAUGAGGCCAUGAAGAACGUAGCCUGUUUGAUCAAUGAGCGCAAACGCAAGCUGGAGAGCAUAGACAAGAUAGCUCGCUGGCAGGUGUCCAUUGUGGGCUGGGAGGGACUAGAUAUCUUAGACCGGAGCUCAGAAUUGAUUCAUUCUGGGGAACUGACCAAAAUCACUAAGCAAGGCAAGAGCCAGCAGCGGAUGUUCUUCCUGUUUGACCACCAGCUGGUGUCCUGCAAGAAGGACCUGCUGCGCCGGGACAUGCUGUACUACAAGGGCCGGUUGGAUAUGGACCAGGUGGAGCUCGUGGACUUGGAGGACGGGCGGGACAAGGACUGGAACCUCAGCGUGAAGAACGCCUUCAAACUCAUCAGUAAGACCACGGACGAGGUUCAUCUCUUCUGUGCCAAAAAACAAGAAGACAAAGCCAGGUGGCUGCAGGCCUGUGCGGACGAAAGGAGGCGGGUGCAGGAGGAUCGGGAGAUGGGAAUGGAAAUUUCAGAAAAUCAGAAGAAACUCGCCAUGUCAAAUGCUCAAAAGGCAGGACAAGGGAAGUCAAAAGGCUACAGUGGAUGCCCCGUGGCCCCACCGCACCAGGGCUUGCACCCACUCCAGCAGCGCCACGUGACGGUGCCCCCCAGCGUCCCUCAGCAGCAGGUGUUUGCCCUGGCGGAGCCCAAGAGGAAGCCCUCCCUCUUCUGGCACACAUUCCACAAACUCACCCCUUUCCGGAAGUGAAAAGGGAGGGCCGUAGUCCAGCAAGACAAGCGUCAAGAGGGAACCGUUUCCGUCUGUUCUGUGCUUAAAUCCAAGGAAAGUUUCUUGGACCCUGUGCUGAAAUCUUUUAGGGAUCAAUGAAGGAGAGAAGGACUUGGACUCACCUUCCGUCUUCAGAAACCCGGCUGCCUUCAUGGAAAGUCGUGACGCUCAGCUUUAUCCUUUACGAGAGCCCCUUGCCCUGUGACCUGCUGUGAGGUGGCCAACUCGUACUGUGAUCUCAAAGGAGCACUGAGACUGGGGCUUCAGCAAGUCUGGCCCGUCAGGGAUGGACAAGCUCCUGCUAUGGCUCAGCACGGACGUCGAGAGAUCUUCAGCUCCUAAGCGGGGACUAGGUUAGAAAAUCCCUUUUGCAUUUGAAGGGAAUCGUGGAGACAGGGUUGGUCCCACGCCGUCUCUUAUUAGCACGCAGCUGGGCACCUCUGGAAAGUGAGCUCUCAGUCCUUUCCACAGUGUUGGGGAACCUCCCGCUAUUGUGAGACGCCCGUGGUAUUCCCUGGUGUCCGCAGCAGUUGCCAAAUGGUGGUAGUGCAGCCUUCGCCUCACUAGAUCUCUCUUCCUACAAGCAAAGGGGAGAAGACAAUGAAUGGUGUGUCCGUUGCCUGGCAGCGCGGUCUGCUAUCGAGACUGACCGAAACAUCCUCCAGAUACUGCUGCUUUCAAGCCAAGGCAGGAGAAACCUACUGUGUGCGGGGCUUGUCCUUAGGUCAGGCCCUCUCCUGCCUUGAGUAACUCCACAAGCAGAAGUCCCGUCUUGCCCACAUGCCAUAACCUAAGAAACCCUGCCAUUCCAAUAACUUUUUGUGAUAUGAAGCCCAUUGAUUCUGAUUUUGAUGCUCAAGUGAAUAGGCAUUCUCCAAGGGCACCUGCAGUGUUCCACAGAGCCUCACGGAAUUGUAACAGAAUUAUAAAGACACGUACCUUCCAUGGAGAAAACAUGCGGAGCAGAGCAGUCCUGCUUCCUGGGGAUUUGAAGCCGCCUUUGUCACACAGCACAUAACUGUGCCACCAGGAGGAUGUGACAGAUUUCUGAUGGCUAAUUCUUUAUAAAAGAGACCUUAACAAAAUAUCCAGACUCGGAGAUAGCAGUCUUCUUUUUUAAACGAAGGCCACACAGGCUGAUAACCUGCAGAUACGUUGUGCAUUUUGAUGAAAAUAAAUUUUAGCUAAGUCUGGAGAAGACAGGCUCCCCGGGGGAGGCGCCAUUCUCACCUGCUCGGUGCCCUGGAUACGCAGCCUGGGGAUUUGUGUAUGAAAAGCUCAUUUUUGAAUGCCACCCUUGCAAAGUUCUUUUUCCUAGUAGACCCAUGUUUGAGAAUAAGCAGAUCCGUGAUGUCAAAGUCCUCUUCAGUCUCCCAGCUACAUAUUCCUCCUGUCUCCCCGG
Messenger RNA from Otolemur garnettii (small-eared galago), 5592 nucleotides. It is a transcript of the gene SPATA13, whose product is annotated as spermatogenesis associated 13. Gene Ontology annotation, cellular component: cytoplasm. Bases 243 to 4169 code for a protein of 1308 amino acids. Lineage: Eukaryota; Metazoa; Chordata; Mammalia; Primates; Galagidae. Gene Ontology annotation, biological process: lamellipodium assembly; filopodium assembly. Gene Ontology annotation, molecular function: protein binding; guanyl-nucleotide exchange factor activity. The transcript has 13 exons. The record is from RefSeq and is a predicted model, not a curated record.